This is a messenger RNA of Dreissena polymorpha, 8383 nucleotides long. RefSeq names its product dolichol-phosphate mannosyltransferase subunit 1-like. The record is from RefSeq and is a predicted model, not a curated record. Gene Ontology annotation, biological process: protein O-linked glycosylation via mannose; GPI anchor biosynthetic process. The transcript is spliced from 3 exons. Gene Ontology annotation, molecular function: dolichyl-phosphate beta-D-mannosyltransferase activity. Gene Ontology annotation, cellular component: endoplasmic reticulum membrane. Bases 87 to 803 code for a protein of 238 amino acids. NCBI's taxonomy places the organism in Eukaryota, Metazoa, Mollusca, Bivalvia, Myida, Dreissenidae.
AUUUUUCCUUUCUGUGAUGAACGUGCUUACUCGUUUGACACAUCAUCGGUAAACUGUUGGGGAUUUUUGGGUCAGGUGGAAAAAAAAUGCCUGACAAGUACUCCAUUCUGUUGCCAACGUACAACGAGAGGGAGAACCUCCCAAUUAUCACAUGGCUGCUCAUCAAGAAUCUCUCUCAGUGUGAUUGCGAGUUUGAAAUCAUCAUCAUUGACGAUGGCAGUCCAGAUGGAACACUGGAUGUUGCUAAGCAACUACAGAAGAUAUAUGGUGACAAGAAAAUAGUCCUGCGACCAAGGGAGAAAAAACUAGGUCUUGGGACGGCAUACAUCCAUGGCAUAAAACAUGCGACUGGAAAUUUCAUCAUAAUCAUGGAUGCCGAUCUCUCCCAUCAUCCGAAAUUCAUCCCAUAUUUCAUUGAGAAACAGAAGCAAGGAAACCUAGACAUAGUAACGGGGACCAGGUAUUCAGGAAAUGGCGGGGUGUUCGGAUGGGAUUUCAAACGCAAGCUGGUCAGCAGAGGGGCAAACUUUCUGACACAGGUUUUAUUGCGACCCGGUUGUUCGGACCUGACAGGAAGUUUCAGACUGUACAAGAAAGCAGUGCUUGAGAAGUUGGUGAACUCGUGCGUGUCAAAGGGCUACGUGUUUCAGAUGGAGAUGAUUGUGAGGGCGCGGCAGUUUGGGUUCACGCUUGGCGAAGUGCCAAUUUCCUUUGUUGAUCGCGUUUACGGCGAGUCAAAGUUGGGUGGAAGUGAAAUUGUUCAGUUUGCUAAAGGACUGUUGCAUUUGUUCGCAACGACCUGAAUGUGGGAUUGAAUAUUUAUGUCUUGUGAUUUUGGUGAAGACGUUCAGUGAAUCUUUGGUACAAGCUAUACAUUAGUUACGUUGGGGCUGAGAAAUCUGCAUUUGAUGCCAUAUUCUUUAAUUUGUCAAGGAAAAGUGAAAUUUAUAUUAAAUCAUUUCCAGCUAAAGAUAUGCAACAAAAAAGAAAAAAAAAUAGCUUAAUCUUCAAAUAUUAUGAGGAAUCUUUGUAAACCUUUUCACAUAUUUGCAGCCAAAAAAAAAAGCUACGCUCUGAGAAAACUGGGCUUAAAGGGGCCUUUUCACAGAUUUUGGCAUUUUUUAACUUAUUCAUUAAAUGCUUUAUAUCGAUAAAUGUAAACAUUGGAUCGUAAAAGCUCCAGUAAAAAAUCAAGAAUAAAAUUAAAAAAAGGAAAAGAACAUUGCCCGGACCAGGUUUCGAACCAGUGAUCCCUGCUGUCCUGCCAGAGUCCUGAAGUAAAAACGCUCUAGCCUACUGAGCUAUUCCGCCGAGUACACAUACUUGAAGUAUUUUAUACCUUAUAUAAGCAAUCUUCGUAGUUUCACAAAAUUUAACGACAAAAACAGAACUCUCCAAAUUAUUCAAUCGUUUCGCGUUGCAACGCUUUAUAAUUUUUAGGUUUUAAAAUCGUCAAAAGAUGCAUAUAAUGGCUAUAUUAGACCAUGGUAAAUGUUCAGUAUUACCGUUUCCUCACAAAUAUCAUAACUAAAACAAAAAUUUGCGAAUCUGAAACAACUUUUUUCAAUUUUGUCAAUUUACCAAAGCGUGAAAAGAUCCCUUUAAUGCAUGUGUUAACAGUUUUGUCUUUGAUUUGCCUGUGUACCAAUGCAUUAAGCCCCGUUUUCCCAAAGUGAGGCUCAUACAUAAGUUGUCACGGACUAUUUAGGCUACUGGUAAUUCUUUUAAAGCACUCAGAGACAGCAAUAGAAUAAGUUUUACAAUAUAUUGUACACGUAGCACAUAUCAGGGUUUUCCCCCAAGAAAUGUGAGGCCUUGUCAGGCUGCGACAAAGUGGGCUUUUGAGGGGUGUCCCACACCAUUCUUGUAGAAAAUGUUACAUUUUAAGAACAUGAUUUAUGUGUUUGGGAUACACAUAUAAGUGUUUAUAAAUUAUUUUGCGUCAUGUUUUCGUGAAACAAAAUAUGGGCAAUUAAUACAUGCUUAAUAUCACGGAAUAGUCCCCAAAUGAAUACAGUUCAAUGCUUCAUACAUAAAAUUCACUUACUAAUCAUUGAAAUGUUAAAAUAUCCUGUGUCUGUUGCUACACUUUGCAAGUUCCAAUUAUUUAAAUCAAUACUGUUAUGUUGCUGGUUUUUAAAAAUAAUUGUUAUCAGAUUUUCAAGUUUAAAAGAUGAGCUGAAAGUAAAUGUAACUUAGGACAAUUUAACCUUUAUUUCAUGUAAAUUAUAAAUUAUAAGUUUUGUUUAAACAGUUUCAGAAAAAGUAUAGUAGUUAUUAAUAAAUAAAUAUAAAAAAUUAAAAGUACAGUUAUGCUAAUGAAAUUAAGUUCAGGAAUGUAUUAACGCCUCGUUUGUGGUCUUAAAUGGAUUCCGUUGAAACCAAUACAACGUGAAUUUAAUCGAUUAGCAAUGGCAAUCAAAACUCAUUUAGUGUUUUUCCCAGGCCGUUUAAGCGUGGCGCGGCGCCAUGCCCUUUUUUUAGCGCCACGCUGCGCCCUUUCAAAGCCAUUUAGCACCACGCUGCCCUUUCCAAAGGCCGCCGCCCUGCCCUUUCAUGAGCAACCGCUGUUUUCUGCCCUUAUUGAUAACAUCUUAAUUGCCCCUUGACCAAGCUUCUAAGCUGACUAGUAUCAGAUUAUGGCCCCAAGGCAGCGAAGAUUCGCUGGGUUGUGAAUUAGUCAUGCGUGAAUAACCCCGUGUCAAUAUCAAUCCAUAAUGUCAGAGGCUAUGUUAUACCAAGCGCACUAAUCGGUGGGUGAUGUGUACUCCUCCACGAUAAAAUUGUGGACUGUUACUUCCGAGACUGUUGAUGAAAUACUCGAUGUUAUCCUCGUGGAAAUUGUGCAUUUUAUGCAUAACUCAGUUAUAUCAAAACAUAUAUUUUUAUGCAUAUUUACAUUUAAAAACACAAACAAAUUAAUUCUUUUAUCGUUAUCGUCUUUAAGAUAAUUAAUUAUUGAAAUAAUUACUGAGACGUAUACUAAUUAAACAAAACGCGAAUUGCGUAUUAGGUGGACGUAUUAUACGAUUUUACAUUGCUAAGCGCACCUGUCGCUUACAUCUUUUUAACAAGAUGCCAGAAAUACAGAAUUAAAUUUUUACUUGGCAAAAAUGGCGAAAACGAUCGAAUUAACGAUGGAGAUCAUAUAUUUAGAAGGAAUUAAUGAAAUGUCUGUGAUAAUCAACGAUGCAUAAAAAUGUUUUAGAUAGCAACAACAUAUUUAUUUGUAAUCUACUCGGUGGAUGUAUGUCACGGAAACGAGUGUUUGCAUAUUGUUAGCGAUCAGUUUACUCGCAAUGUUAAACAUCUGACAAGAUUAUCGUUAGAAAAUGGGAUAAGACAAACAUGGUUUCAUUUAUAUGUUAUUGCAUCUGUGUAUAAUCAGAUUUAUAUGCAUAUACUGCUUUAUUUUGUUUGUCGUGCUCAGUACAGUGUAUUGAAACAACGUGGAACUUUUGUACAUUGCAAGGUUUAAUUAAUUUAAUAUAAAUCAAAGUAAGUUAAAUACAUCAAUUACCAUUUAAUGUGCUUGUCAAUAUUUUGUUUUUUUCACAACUGCUCUGAUGCGAUUACAUGUUUUACCCUAAUUCAGGUAUUCACGGAACGUUUUUGCCCUUUUUUGCCUAAACUGCGCCUUAAAAUGCUCUUUUUGAAAAUAAUGCGCCAUGCCCCUUUGCCCUCCUGGGAAAAACACUACUUAUUUGAUUGAUGACAAGCCUGCCCCAUGCGUUGAAAACAUACAAUAGGUCUGCUUACACUCAUUAUUGCUUUAUAUUUAGGACAUGCUGAUAAAGACGCCAGGUAAUUUAUGGAUGUGGCCAGACCACCCCUGACUAGGGAUGUAGGCAGAGACAUGCCAUAUUGGCCUGGUUAAAACCCUGCAUUUAUGUCACCAUCUUUAAAUUUGGAAAUUUUCAGCUGGGUUUGAAAUAACCGGUGUUUAGAUAUUGUUAUCAAAUAGUGAACAGCAGUUAAAAAUUGUGAUACAAAUAUUUGUGUCUGUAAAUGUCACUGUUUUCAUUUUUUUAGAGUUUGAAAAUGGUUCUGAUCUGUUGAAAAACGUGGCCGUGAGGGGGCGGGGAAGUUUUCCUUGUGUGGCUAUAGUGAAACCUUGCCAACAAUCUAGAAGUGACAAUUACUGUUCAAUCUUAACAAAACUUUGGUAAGAUCAUUUGCUUCAAUAAUAUCUUGGCUGAAUUUAGAAAAUGGUUUCGGUUCCUUAAAAAACAAGGCGGCCAUCGGGUGGGACAAUUUUCAAUAGAUGGCCAUAGUCAAACCUUGUUAAAGCUCUAAUGGCCACCUUUAUUGGCCAAUCUUCAUGCACUUGGUCAGGACUUUUGUCCCAAUAAAAUCUUGGCUGAGGUUGAAACUGGGUUUUUUGAGCACAACAAAUAGGUAACUAGGUCAAUUUUUUACACCAUUUUUAUCUCAUCUAAUUUUUGAAAAAAAAGUAUGAGCUAUUGUCAUCACCUUGGCGUCGGUGUCGGCGUCCAGUUAAGUUUUGCGUUUAGGUACACUUUUCUCAUAAAGUAUCAAUGCUUUUGCAUUCAAACUUGGUACACAUACUUACUAUCAUGAGGGGACUGGGCAGGCAAAGUUAGAUAAUUCUGGCUUGCAUUUUGACAGAAUUAUGUGCCCUUUUUAUACUUAGAAAAUUGAAAAUUUUGGUUAAGUUUUGUGUUUAGGUCCAUUUUAUUCCUUAAGUAUCAAAGCUAUUGCUUUCAUACUUGCAACACUUACUAACUAUCAUAAGGGGACUUUGCAGGCAAAUUCAUGUAAUUCUGACUGGCAUUUUGACAGAAUUAUGUGCCCUUUUUAUACUUAGAAAAUUGAAAAUUUGGUUAAGUUUUGUGUUUAGGUCCACUUUUUUCCUUAAGUAUCAAAGCCAUUUCUUUCAUACUUGCAACACUUACUAACUAUCGUAAGGGGACUGUGCAGGCAAAGUAAUGUAACUCUGACUGGCAUUUUGACAGAAUUAUGUGCCCUUUUUAUACAUAGAAAAUUGAAAAUUUUGUUAAGUUUUGUGUUUAGGUCCACUUUUUCCCUAAAGUAUCAAAGCCAUUGCUUUCAUACUUGCAACACUUACUAACUAUCGUAAGGGGACUGUGCAGGCAAAGUUAUGUAACUGACUGGCAUUUUGACGGAAUUAUGGGCCCUUUAUACUUGAAAAUUUGGUUAAGUUUUGGUCCCUUUAACCCCUAAAGUAUCAUAGAUAUUGCUUUCAUACUUGGAACACUCGCAAACUAUCAUAAGGGGACAGUAAAGGACAAGUUGCAUAACUCUGGUUGUCAUUUUUACUGAAUUAUGGCCCUUUUUUGACUUAGUAACUUCAGGGUUUUUUUCCCACUUUUUGGGAAGAUAGCCCAUGGCUUUGGAAUUGGGAAUUUUAUCGGCAUUUUCAUGAAAUUGGGAAAAUAAAUUCAUUAGCGUUUUAAUUCCAAACAAAAAGUCCACUGAUUAGGGAAAUACUAAAUUUGAUAUAAGUCUUUAUAAUCAUUCAAAUUAAAAGAACAAAAUCAUAUAAUACUUUGUUAGAUGUAAUUGAAUUAAAAUUGAGAUAAAUUAGACACUUCUUAAAAAAAAAAAAAAAAAAAAAAAAAAAAAAAAAUUGGGGGAAAUUGGGAAUUUUUUGCCACAUUUUGGGAAAAAGUAUACUUUUUGGGAUUGGGAAUAUAGCCGAAUUUCGGCUAUAAAAUCGAGCCAAAAAAAACGUGAACUUUGAAUAUAUGGUUACAAUUUGUGUUUAGAUUCACUUUACUUCUAAAGUAUCAAGGCUAUUGCUUUUAAACUUUAAAUACUUUCAUGCUAUCAUGAGGGUACUGUACCUGGCAAGUUGAAUUGACAAUUUGUAUACCUUGACCUUUGAAUGACCUUGACUCUCAAGGUAAAAUUAUUAAAUUUUGCUAAAAUUGCCAUAACUUCUUUUUUUAUGAUUCGAUUCAAUUGAUAUUUCAACUCUUAAACAACUCUUACCUGACAUACCACAAUUGACUCCGUCCAAACCAUCCCCUACGCCCCCCCCCCCCCCCUGAAUCCCUCAGCAAUCCCCCACCAUUAUUUAUUUUUUAUUAAAGUUCAUCUAAUAAAUGACCACCACACCCUAACACUAUUCCCCACCCCCACCCCAAAAAAAUAAUUUUUAUGCCCCCGGUAGGGUGGCAUAUAGCAGUUGAACUGUCCGUCAGUAUGUCAGUCCGUCUGUCUGUCAGUCCGAAAAAAACUUUAACAUUGGCCAUAACUUUUUCACUUUUUAAGAUAGCAACUUGAUAUUUGGCAUGCAUGUGUAUCUCAUGGAGCUGCACAUUUUGAGUGGUGAAAGGUCAAGGUCAAGGUCAUUCUUCAAGGUCAAAUUUAUGGUGUCUGUCCGUCCGAAAACUUUAACAUUGGCCAUAACUUUUUCAAUAUUGAAGAGAGCAACUUGAUAUUUGGCAUGCAUGUGUAUCUCAUGGAGCUGAACAUUUUGAGUGGUGAAAGGUGAAGGUGAAGGUCAUCCUUCAAGGUCAAAUGUCAAAUAUAUGGGGUCUCUCCGUUCGGAAACUAAUACAUUGUCCAUAGCUUUUUUUAAUAUUGAAGAUAGCAACUUGAUAUUUGGUAUGCAUGUUUAUCUCAUGAAGCUGCACAUUUUGAGUGGUGGAAGUUCUAGGUCAAGGCCAUCCUUCAAGGUCAUCCUUCAAGGUCAAAAAAAUAAAUAAUUCAAAGCGGCGUUCUCAUGAAGCUGCACAUUUAGAGUAGUGGAAGUUCAAGGUCAUCCUUCAAGGUCAAGGUCAUCCUUCAAGGUCAAAGGUAAAAAAACAAAUAAAAAAUUUCAAAGCGGCAUUAUCAUGAAGCUGCACAGUUUGAGUGGUGGAAGUUCAAGGUCAAGGUCAUUCUUCAAGGUCAAGGUCAUCGUUCAAGGUCAAAGGUAAAAAAAAUUAAUCAAAGAGGCGUUAUCAUGAAGCUGCACAUUUUGAGUGGUGUAGGUUCAAGGUCAAGGUAAUCCUUCAAGGUCAAGGUCAUCCUUCAAGGUCAAAGGUUAAACAAAAAAAUAUAAUAUAUAAAAACGGCGUUAUCAUAAAGCUGCACAUUUUGAGUGGUGGAAGUUCAAGGUCAAGGUCAUCCUUCAAGGUAAUAAAAAAUAUAUAAAAAAUUUCAAAGCGGCGUUCUUAUGAAGCUGCACAUUUUGAGUGGUGGAAGUUCAAGGUCAAGGUCAUCCUUCAAGGUCAAAGGUAAAAAAAUAAAUAAAAAAAUUCAAAGCGGCGUUCUCAUGAAGCUGCACAUUUUGAGUGGUGGAAGUUCAAGGUCAAUGUCAUUCUUCAAGGUCAAGGUCAUCCUUCAAGGUCAAAGGUAAAAAACCAAAAAAAAUCAAAGCGGCAUUAUGAAGCUGCACAUUUUGAGUGGAGGAAGUUCAAGGUCAUCCUUCAAGGUCAAGCUCAUCCUUCAAGGUCAAAGGUCAAAAAAAUAAUAUUUCAAAGCGGCCUUCUCAUAAAGCUGCACAUUUUGAGUGGUGGAAGUUCAAGGUCAAGGUCAUCCUUCAAGGUCAAAGGUAAAAAAAUAAAAAUUUAAAAGCGGCGCAAUAGGGGGCAUUGUGUUUCUUACAAACACAUCUCUUGUUUUUUUCAAACAUGGUUAAAAAACACAAAUAUUUAUUUUUAUUAUUUUAUUUUUGAAAUACCGUCCAGAAUCCCCCCCCCCCCCCCAAAAAAAAAAGAAUCAUUUUUUGCUUUUUUUUUGCAUUUUUGGAAGAUAAUGUAAUAAAUGACCACAACCCAACACUAUACACCCCUCUCCACUCCACCUUUCCAUUCUUUGUUAUUGAAAUUGAGAUAGGUCCCUACACCUUUUAAAAUAAAAAUAAAAUAGAUGAACAGUCUGCACCCGCAAGGCGGUGCUCUUUUUAUACUCUGGUAGUCGCUUUCUUUGUCAAAUAUUCUUGAAUCACGGUCAGGACAUAUUUUUGUUCUUAUGAUAUCUCGGCCGAAUUCAAAAUUACAUUAUAUACAAUGGGCCAAAAAAAUGUAAAUAUUUAUGGUUUAUGAAGUACUUUUAUUAUUUUGAACUCCACCUUUUCAGAAUACUCAAGUUCCUUAGGGUCUCAGUUGAGCACCUAAGGGUACAUGGCCCCAUUGUAAAAAUUCUUCCUUGAAGAUGUUUAAGCUACUUCACAAUAUCUAGCGACCAACUGCAAAAUUUAGCGGCCAUUGGCUAGUUAGCUUGUUUCUAAUUUAAAUCAAUGGAAUGACUUUGUAUGAAUGAUUUAUUAUUAAUUAUAUGGGUUGUUUAUUUCAAUACUCAUGAUAUAAUUGUAUUUAAUUGAAAGCACACAUAUUAUUCAUUAUACAUGAUAUUAUGUCAAUACAUGUAAUUAUAUAUUUUGACAACACAGAAUAAAGAGUGAUGGGAA